AUGAAUGAGCGCAUUAAUAUGACAGAGAAACAUUUACUGGAAAUAUGUGCUUCCUUUGCAGCUUGCACCAGAAAAAUAGCGAAAUGCCGCAAUGCCUUCGACGAUUUGGGGCACAAAGUUCAGAAUUUCGCCGAAGAGGAGAAGAUCAAUUAUAGCUUAAGUGAUGGCCUAAACUCCAUUACCACUUCAUUAACUGUACAAGCGGAUUAUAUGGAUUUGCUGGUGCAUCGUUUGGAAAUGAAGAUAGUCAAUGAAUUGAGUCAAUUCGAAAAUCUUUGUAAAACCACACGAGAUAAUUUGCGCGCAGCAACGAUUGCACGUGACAAGGAGGUUUUGAAGCAACAGCAAUUAAUUGAAAUCAAAUCGAAAUUUACAGCAAAUAAUACGGCUGCUGAUUCAGAAUUGCUGAAAGCCAAAUUGGAAGUGAACCGCUGCAACAAAGAAAUUGAUGAUAUUAUCAAUACCUUUGAAAAGCGAAAACUGUCAGAGAUCAGGUCUUUGCUAACCGAUUUCAUAUUAAUUAGUCUAAAAUACCAUACGAAAACAUUGGAAGUGCUUUCGGCCAGUUAUUAUGAUGUUUCGAAUAUUGAUGAAAAUGGUGAUUUUAAUGAAUUUCAAAAAUUAAUGAAAACUAAAGGCGAACCUACUGGACGAAAACAGGCACUCAAGAAGGGAAUGCGGUCACAAUCGAUGGAUAGCUUAGAUCACGAUACACUUUUAAGUCCCUUAAAGCAUGCUAAAAAAAUUUCACGUAGUAAUAAAAGUUUAACGGGCAAAACCGAUGAUGAGCGCGACAAUACGAGAGAUGUCGAUGAAGAAGAGGACGAAGAUGAUGAUGAUGAUGCGGAGGAGGCAUCGGGUGAUAAUACAAAUGACGAGGAGGAACACUCGGGUACUGCCUCCGAUGAUGAUGAGCCCACAGAGAGUAUUUCAGAAGCGAAACCAGCAACGCUUGCAAAUAAAAUUAAUGAGAAAAAAACAAAGGAACCAACAAAACAGCCAUUUCGCGCUAUAUCCUCGGCGAACGUCGGCAAGUCACAAAGUCAACACAAGCCUUUCGCUGCU
Bactrocera oleae (olive fruit fly) is the source of this 1065-nucleotide messenger RNA. The record is from RefSeq and is a predicted model, not a curated record. Lineage: Eukaryota; Metazoa; Arthropoda; Insecta; Diptera; Tephritidae.